Aspergillus welwitschiae is the source of this 1971-nucleotide messenger RNA. Its product is annotated as S9 family peptidase. Bases 1 to 1971 code for a protein of 656 amino acids. Gene Ontology annotation, biological process: proteolysis. The record is from RefSeq and is a predicted model, not a curated record. Gene Ontology annotation, molecular function: serine-type endopeptidase activity. NCBI's taxonomy places the organism in Eukaryota, Fungi, Ascomycota, Eurotiomycetes, Eurotiales, Aspergillaceae. The transcript has 3 exons.
AUGCCUCCCUCUCAUGCACCGUACGGCAAAUGGACAAGCCCACUCACCGCGGACCGGUUGUCAACUGACAGCAUUUCGCUGCACGAAGUAGUCGUUGAUGAGUCAACUGGUGCUAUUUACUCGGUGGAGUGUCACCCUACCGAAGGUGGUCGCUUUGCAAUCAUCCAACAUCUCAACGGACAAAGCCGGGACGUCUUACCAAGAGAUUACAGUGCACAUGCAACGGUGCAGGAGCUUGGAGGCGGCUCCAUCUUGAUGAGGCCGGAUGGAAGAGUUCUCUUCUCAGACGAGAAAUCUUGCAGUCUGUAUUUAUUAGAUCCGGCAUCAAGUGAAGUCGUUCUCGUGCAUUCGACAGUCCAGGGCGUUCGAUAUGCCGAUUUCUGCAAUCAUCCCGUCGAUACGCAGUGGGUGCUUGCAAUCAAAGAAGACCACCGAGAUGCGACCCCUGAGACCCAGGCAACCGACGUGCACAACACUUUGGUGGCGAUUGACAUUCUCUCUGAUACAGAAGUCACCAUUGCUCAGGGCGAUGACUUCUAUUCGCAUCCUAAGUUUGAUCCGUCAGGCAAACAUGUCUCAUGGAUCCAAUGGACUCAUCCUGACAUGCCCUGGACAGGAACUGUGCUUUACGUAGCCGAGUGGGCGGGUGGAUGUCUGAGGAAUAUAACCAAGGUCGCUGGGGAGUACCAGAAAGAAAGCAUCGCUCAGCCGAAAUGGGGGCUGGAUGGAGCACUGUACUUUGCAUCCGAUCGUACGGGCUAUCUGCAGCUGUACUCAUAUAACGUACACGAUACUUCCGUUCGCGCUCUAUAUCUGGAGGGCCUGGCGAAUGCAGACUUCGCCGCUGCCGAGUGGGAGCUGGGCAGUUCCACCUAUAUAUCACUCGACGAAAAGACUAUGGUGGCGACGGCUAUUACUCAUGCCACCAGUGAGCUUGUUCUUAUCGACAUCCCCACAUUGUCGGUCAAAAAGCUGGGGCUUCAGUACGUGGACAUCGGAGUUCGUGCCAAUGGUAUUUUCCGCGCUUCAUCCAGCUCCUUCGUUGUCGUCGGCGCCUCAACGAAGUCUCCCCAGGAACUCAGUUUGAUUUCGCUUACCUCUUCAUUUGAACCGAUUACAACCGUCCUGAAAUCAACAGCAUCAUUCAACCUGGCACCAGAUUACGUUUCUGCCGCGAAAGAAUACACUGCCCCUCAGAAGUACGGUCCUAGAUGUGACGGAAACGUACACAUGUUCUACUUCCCCCCUUGCAAUCCCGAGUUCGAGUGCGACGGACAUCUUCCACCUCUUUUAGUGUACGUCCACGGCGGACCAAAUGGAUGUGUCACUCCCGCGCUGAACCUAGAAAUCCAAUACUGGACCACGCGCGGAUUCGCCGUCUGUGCCCUCAACUAUACCGGUUCGACCGGUUUUGGGCGGGAAUACCGAGAACGACUUUCCGGGUACUGGGGCCUCGUGGACACAGGCGAUGCAGUUAGUGCCGUGGAAUUUCUGGCUAAUGAAGGGUUGAUCGACAAAGCCCGCGUAGGGAUCUACGGCGGCAGUGCGGGUGGUUACCUUACGCUGCAGGCUCUGCACAUGUAUCCUGAUGUCUGGGCAGCAGGAGUCAGCUCCUACGGCAUCAGCGACGUGAGGGCACUCCAGGCUGAUUCUUAUAAGUUUGAGAGUCAGGAUGUGGACCGAUUACUAUUGAGCAAGACUGCAAAGGAAGACAGGGAGCAGGAGCUCACAAAUCGCAGCCCAUGCAAUUAUGCCCACAAAAUGAAGGCCCCACUGCUGUUGCUACAGGGGACGUCGGAUAUGGUGGUUCCCGUGGCCCAGGCAAGAAUGAUGGCUAACGCCAUGCGUGUGCAUGGACGUGUCGCGGAAGUGGUCGAAUUCGAGAAUGAAGGCCAUGGGUGGGUUGGCGAGAAGACCAUCUACGAGUCCUACAAGCGGAAGGAGGAUUGGUGGACACGCCAUUUAACUUGA